Magallana angulata is the source of this 2305-nucleotide messenger RNA. Its product is annotated as heparan sulfate glucosamine 3-O-sulfotransferase 6-like. The record is from RefSeq and is a predicted model, not a curated record. The coding region runs from base 493 to 1665 and encodes 390 amino acids. Gene Ontology annotation, molecular function: [heparan sulfate]-glucosamine 3-sulfotransferase activity. The transcript is spliced from 2 exons. Lineage: Eukaryota; Metazoa; Mollusca; Bivalvia; Ostreida; Ostreidae.
CGACCAAUCGCUUUAACACGAAAAGACUGAAAUCUGGAUCAAUAACUCCAGAGUGCGUAUACUAGUCUGUCUGUCAAAUAGGUAUCCCUAUCGGAGUUAUCAGCAGAUAUUUGUUAUCGUACAAAGUAUAACACAAGGAUCGAGGUGUCGGGUUCGUAUUUUUAUGUUGAUACACAGUUGACCAAGGUGAAAGAAAACAGAUAUAGGAGAUUCACAAUGGGGUGAAUUAGUGACAGUGCAGGGAAACUGAGAGCGGGCACCCAGGUGUUAAAUCGCUGUGUUCCGUGCCAUUUCGUUUCUUAAUUAUGAACAGUGUUGUUUUGGAAUUUUUUUCACUGAAUCGUUUGACUAGUGUAUAGAAAUCUGUGCACUUUCAAGAAUUUCAACUGGGUAUUUAUUUAAAACGAAACCAAUUGUUUAAACCUCUUGUAUUUGUUUCACAAGUAGUGGCAGAGAUUGUUGUGGUCUACAUGUAGUUGACAAUGAGAGGAUAUGCGGGGUCUUACUUUAAAUCGGACUGCUAGAAUUUGCCGCAAAAAAGCAUGGAGUCAUGUUUUGUGUGCUGGAGUAUUAAUUUUUACUCUGAGUGUUUUUACUUUCAAUACCCCUUUUCUUUCUCAAGCCGGAAAAACUGCCUCAAAAUACUCGGAGGAACUUCUUUAUUCAAAGUUUCCAGAUUUUAGACACCACAACAGGAACUUACGGAAUAUUUUACCAAACGACAAUGCCCAAUUCCAUCGGCUGAAGCAUAUUCAACGGACGGGAAAAUCCCUUAACAAAGCACACAGACUUGCAGCUAAUUGGAACAUUACUUUGACAUCUGAAUUAAGCCAAGCAGAAGUCCCGAAGGAAAGCGAGGAAGAAAGUUCUGUCGAAGGGGAAAGUUUGAAGAAACGGCGUCUCCCACAGGCCAUAAUCAUAGGGGUAAAAAAAGGCGGGACCCGGGCCUUGUUAGAAUUUCUCCGUGUCCAUCCUGAUGUCAAGGCCACUGGUCCGGAGCCACACUUCUUUGACAAACAUUACCAAAAGGGCCUGGAUUGGUACAGGAACUUGAUGCCGGAAACGCUACCACACCAGUUGACCAUAGAGAAAACACCAAGCUAUUUCAUCACCAAAGAAGUCCCGGCUAGAAUCUGCAGAAUGUCCAACUCUACCAAACUUGUACUAGUUGUGAGGGACCCCGUGACUCGGGCUAUAUCAGAUUAUACCCAAAUUCUCAGCAAACACGGCAAAUCCAAGUCUUUCCAAAGCUCUGCUUUUAUACGUAACGACACAACUAAAAUAAACACUUCGUGGAUUGUGAUCAGAAUCGGUUUAUACGUCAAACAUUUGGAGAACUGGCUAUCUGUGUUUCCAUUGAAACAAAUUCAUUUUGUUCACGGUGAAAAUUUAGUGACAAAUCCAGGGGAGGAAAUGAGAAAGGUCCAGACAUUCUUAGGACUAAGGACUUUCAUAACAGAAGACAAUUUUAUUCUGAAUAAAACCCGAGGAUUUCCGUGUAUCAAGAAAACAAUGUCUAGCAAGCGGGGACACUGUCUAGACGAAAGUAAGGGUCGUAAACACCCGAUACUCCCGGAAAGUGUGAUUGCCGCUCUCAGACGUUUUUAUCGUCCUUUUAACGCCAAGUUUUACCGAUUGACAAAUAUCAAUUUUCACUGGACAUAGAACUCAUUUAAGCCAAAGAAUAUCAAGAUGUGCUAUUUUGCCGUUUUCAAAGACGGUCGAACACUAAUUUUUCUGUAUCAGAAAGCCCGUCGAUGAACUUAAUUAGCAGAAUGGUUUGUCAGUCAUUUUAUAGCAGUUGAUGAUAGUCUUUCAUUAUUUUUUGGUUCAUCAACGUUUUCCUUGAUUGCAGAACCCAAAAGGUCAGAUGUUAAAAACAACAACUGUAUUUGUUAUAAGAAGUUGAUUGUGAUCCAAGUCAUAAAUCUGGCAGUUUAAUGACAGUCAUGGCUCUCCGUAGAACCAGAAUAUCAAAUAUUGAUAUACCAGUCAAUAUUAUGAGUUGGGCUUAUUUUGAGCGUCAGUGAUUUUAAGAUUUUAUUGUUUUAUUAAUCAUAAACUCUACAAUCAAUCCACGAAAAGGAAGGGUAACAGUACGAACGUGGGGACAAUAAUUUUAUGUUUGGUCAAAUACUUUUCCUGUUAGACAUACACAAGUACAUGUGGCCUACCAAUGAUGGCUCCUUUCAUUAUUUUUCAUGAUCUACGUGUAGUACUCGUCUUAUUAUUUUUUUUUUGAAGUAUUUGCAAUGGGGGUCGUUAUAUUUAUAUUAAGAAAUAAAAUGGUUUCAAAAACUUUAAA